Messenger RNA from Paramacrobiotus metropolitanus, 1239 nucleotides. RefSeq lists its product as uncharacterized. The record is from RefSeq and is a predicted model, not a curated record. The transcript has 3 exons. Bases 132 to 839 code for a protein of 235 amino acids. NCBI's taxonomy places the organism in Eukaryota, Metazoa, Tardigrada, Eutardigrada, Parachela, Macrobiotidae.
CUUUUGUAAAAACUAAUAAUAGCAACAAAAGUAAAAAUGGCGUUUGUUUCGUCUCCCUUUCCAAUAGUAACACUGGCAUCGUUCACCGGUAACAUACAUAGUCAAGUGUGCAACGAUACACUCGAGGUUGAAUGCUGUCAGGCGUUUCUGGAGAAACAUACCGCGGUGGUAUCCUUGGGCCCUUGGCGUGGCCACUAACGGACGCAGAGGUCUAUGCCAGUCAGCAACUGGCCCGCGACUACUGCCGCUCUGCUAACGACUGCGCCCACUGCCUGCUGAACCUAACGGUCCGUUGUGCCCAUGAUCCGACAUUUCUGCAGCACCUCCAGCAAAACAGCGUUCCGUACAAUGCGGAAAUAACCGGCGUCAUGGCAACCAUGUGCCAGCUGUCCGUUGAUCCCCUCCGCUUCGUGCGCGCUAUCGAACACUGCGAGGAACAACGUCCCGAGUUUGUGCUCGAGGUGCUUCACGAGGACCGAAGUGUGUUAGCCGCUAACUCACACGACGCCAUCAGCGCCAGGCGCAACGUCUGCAAAAAACUGCACGGGAUUGCCACCGGACUGGAUGAGGAGGAAGCUAAAGCGGAGUUGACGAAGAAAUGCGGAUUGGAAGCGGUGAAGGCGAUGCAUGAUACUUAUCAGCGACCGAACGAUAUCCACUGCACGAUGACUAAUGCAGCUUUUCCUGCGAUGAGAUGGCAGCUGCCAUAUUUUGCUUUGCUGACUGCGCUCAUAUUGUUCAAGCCUAUUGCACGGGAGCAUAAUACUGUAGUGGCUCGCACAUCUUGUACCACAGAGUUGGUGUACGGGAAAAAUGUGCAUCCAAUAUACACACUCUAACCGGGCAAAACGCACGAUUCCCAGUUGGCGUGCAUUGAUAAAUUUCUGAUGUUUCUCAACUUCUGGUCUGGAGAACCUUCUUGAAUAUUAAAAAAAUUAGAGCUCUAAUAAUUAUUAAUUAAAUUUAUGCUCAAAAGCAGCCAUUAACUUAAAUCUUUGCUGUCAGCUCGAAUUCAAACACUGAUUUGUUGUGGUUUUUGGGGUGCCCCUGCAGAGUGAGGGGUACGUUCAGCAAUCAGCGUCAACAUUCUACAGCUACAGAACAAUUCGAGUUCUCAGAUACAGAGCUUCUUUUCUAAGGUGAAUUACAAUUUUAAAGAAAAUGUUUGAUUCUGGACAGAUUCAGAAGGAGAGUUCAUCUUGAAGUCAAAUCAAGCAUUAUUUCGUAGGCGUGCAUUUU